CCCCGGUCCCUUACAUGCAGCCAAUUGCUGUACAAUGACAGUGAAUGGACUACGGACAUGAUGUACAUAGCUACUGUAACUAACGUUAGCUAGCGUCCGGCUGUAUGGCCUGCCGAAACAUUAUUUUCUGAAAACGCGAGAGCAAGCAUGGGUUCCGAAGCCUUAAUUUUAGAGGAUAAUGUGGAGAAGAUUUUAAACGGGGAAGGAUUCGAAAUAAAAGAAUUAGAUUCUGUCCCUGAACAAGUCACCGCUGUAGCCCUGCGGAAAACCGUUUGCUACAUUGUGAGUGCCGUCAUCUUCAAUACAAAGAAUGAGGUGCUGAUGAUGCAGGAGGCUAAGCCUGAGUGCUACAGGCGCUGGUACCUCCCAGCAGGUCGCAUGGAGGAGACCGAGAGCAUCGUGGAAGGCAUGAGGAGAGAAGUGAAGGAGGAGACCGGACUGGACUGCCAGCCCAUCACCCUGCUGCUGGUACAAGAACAGGGGAUGCAGUGGAUCAGAUUCGUUUUUCUGGCUGAAGUCACAGGGGGCACCCUCAAGACAGAGGAAGAGGCUGAUGCAGAGUCAAUCCAAGCUCAGUGGUGGGACAGAGAGUCCCCACUCCCACUGAGGUGUCGGGACAUCCUGUGCCUGAUUGAUGCGGGUCUAAAAUACAGAGAGAAGCCCUGGUUCUCUCCAGUCCUUCCUGCAGACAUCCCUUGCCACAUCAUCUGUCAGAGACUUCUCCUGACCUUCUGCAACCCCGAUGGAGACGUGUGGGUCUUGCUGGGCAGUGCUGGAGACCUGCACCUUCCUGUCACCCUGUCUGUCAGAUCCCAUGCAGUUACCUGGUCCAGCCACAGACUGGUAAAGGAGUGCAUGCCCUCUUCCUACAACCAGCUCAAUGUCAAAACCUGGGGCAUUCUGGGAGUGCAGCACAAUGGGAGGAUCCCAGGGAAGACGGAUGGGAUUUGCUUCAACACGCUGGUGUCUGUGGGGUACACCAGCGAGGCGUCAGAGGCCAGCCAGCCACCUGUGCUGGAGGGCCCUGGGUUUCAGUGGCAGAAAGUGGACAGUCUUCCCUUAAGGGACAGGAUUCGGGAGAGAAUGACCUCUGGGUCCCUCCUCCCACUGCAUAAUCUGUAUUGCUGAAGGGGAAACUUACUUAGGAGUCAGAGGCCAUGGUUGCAUUCCAAACCCCUCCCUCAUCCCCAUCUCCCCUCAUUAAGGGCUCACUUGAAACGUCAUCCCUGAGUGAUUACUUUACUAGCCAGGGUCAGGGGGGAGCAGUGACCUGUGUUUUGUCUGAAAUGCACUGCAGCAUUGUGACACAGUCAAUCUGUAAUUUAGAUUUGAUCUACAAGCAUGAUGCAGAUACAUCAGUUACAAGGCAGUGCUCAUUUUGGGGACACACACUGUAUAUACAAGGGUGUACUACUGAAAACAUCCCAGAGUUCUGUAGAUGCCACAAAGGCAUCUUUGCUGAAAUAUACUUCAACGUUUAUCAGUUACUCAAUUAAAAUUUAUAUCAGUCUUUUCUGCCAGUAUGUAAAAAUACAGAACAACCUCAUUUACAAGGAGAUUGAGAUUUAGGUUUCUAUUUUAGGACUAUUUAAAUAUUUUCAGAUAUAAUCACUUGUGUAAAGGCAAUGCUUUGAAAGCAGGUACAUUGUUCUACUCCCAUUGAAAUGCUCAAGACAGUGGCUUGGAAUGCAGCCAUUGAGUGAAUGCUAACUGGGGUGGGUAUCUGCUAAGGAUGUUACAAAACCUCCAAUAUGUAUCCAAGAACAA
Messenger RNA from Megalops cyprinoides (Indo-Pacific tarpon), 1767 nucleotides. It is a transcript of the gene nudt18, whose product is annotated as nudix (nucleoside diphosphate linked moiety X)-type motif 18. Bases 148 to 1128 code for a protein of 326 amino acids. Lineage: Eukaryota; Metazoa; Chordata; Actinopteri; Elopiformes; Megalopidae. The record is from RefSeq and is a predicted model, not a curated record. The transcript has 4 exons. Gene Ontology annotation, molecular function: 8-oxo-GDP phosphatase activity; 8-oxo-dGDP phosphatase activity; magnesium ion binding.